Molecule: messenger RNA, 656 nt
Organism: Chelonoidis abingdonii (Abingdon island giant tortoise)
Lineage: Eukaryota; Metazoa; Chordata; Testudines; Testudinidae
Source: RefSeq, a predicted model, not a curated record
UUAUGCUGCAGGCAGGGUGGAUUCCUGAGCGCAGGAAAGUGAAACUAACCCAGUAACAGAGGCCAGAGGGAGCCAUGGCCGCAGAGAACCCCGUGGAUCGUCUCCAGGGUGAAGCUAGCUGUCCUAUCUGCGGGGAGUAUUUUAAAGACCCAGUGGUUAUAGACUGUGGGCACAGUUUCUGCCAUGUCUGCAUCAGCCAGUGCUGGGAGGGUCUGGAUACAAGCUUCUCCUGUCCUCAGUGCAGAGAAACUGCUGAGCAGAGAAACCUGAGGCCGAACCGACCCUUGGCAAAUGUCCUAGAACUAGCCAAACGGCUGAGUCUACAGGUGAUGAAGGUUGCAGGAGGGGAGAGAGUGUGUGAGGAUCACCGGGAGCCUCUCAAACUGUUCUGUGAAGAGGACCAAGACCCAAUCUGCAUGGUGUGUGACAGAUCCCGGGCUCACAGAGCUCACACAGUGGUUCCCAUCGAGGAGGCAGCCCAGGAGUACAAGACUCAAUUUCUCUCCCUGGCAGCCUUUGCUGUAACUACACCAUUAUACUCUGUAAAGCCAGGAGGCUGGAUGUGGGUGACCUUUCUUUGACACUAUUUCCAUACCACUUCCCACUGGGGAAAUAAGGUAACUUUCUCCUCAAAUACACCGAUGAAAGGAUCCGAG